Hibiscus syriacus is the source of this 914-nucleotide messenger RNA. RefSeq names its product putative RING-H2 finger protein ATL61. The transcript has a single exon. The record is from RefSeq and is a predicted model, not a curated record. NCBI's taxonomy places the organism in Eukaryota, Viridiplantae, Streptophyta, Magnoliopsida, Malvales, Malvaceae. Bases 97 to 624 code for a protein of 175 amino acids.
CAUGUGAACCACAAAAGUUUGGGAACCAAUUUAAAACAAGUCAUAGUUUGGGGAUGUGUGUUUAGAAUUUUUUUGGAGGCUGCAAAUUUUAGGUCGAUGGCCAUUGUCAUAGCUGUGAUUCUUCUAUUUCUCGGCAUUGGAAUGCUGGUUUUAGUCCAUGUUUGUAUAGUAGGCGGAUCCUUCAUCAUGAGAGGAUUCCGAAGCCCUUCGAGAUUCGACAUAAACGACAACAAUGAUGACGACCACACGAACCGAGCUAUGUCCGAGGAUGAUGUUCGGAAGCUCCCGUGUUAUGAUUACGAAGUCAAGGACGACGAAGAGAAGAGUUCUUGGUUUACAGUAUUGGAUUGUGCUGUGUGCUUGGAAGAGUUCAAGAUGGGUGAAAGGUGCAGGCUUUUGCCACUCUGCAAGCAUAGUUUUCAUGCUGAAUGUGUGGAUUCAUGGCUUUUGCAGAACCCCAUUUGCCCCGUUUGUCGGACGGACGCCGGUUCGGGCGAGUCGGGGUCGGUUUUAGGCGCGCAAACAGGGCAUCAGGGUGAAGAUUUUCUGGAGUUGAGAGAGCAUCAUAGCCGGGGAAGCACCAAUUUAGGUGAUGUUAGAAUUGAAGUAAGAAAUUCGACUUAAACGACGAUGACGACAACAGCAACACGAAUCGGACCGUGUACGAGGAUGAUGUUAAGAAGCUUACAUGCUAUGAUUACAAAGCAAAAGACAAAGGGAAUGGUAGUAAUCAAGUCUUGGAUUGUGUUGUCUGCUUGGAAGACGUGAAGAUGGGUGAAAAAUGCAGGCUUUUGUCACUUUGCAGACGUAGUUUCCGUGCUGAAUUUGUGUUGGAUUCAUGGUUUUUGAAGAAUCCCAUUUGCAUCGUUCGUCGAACUAGCACAGGCGGGCGAGCCGGGGUCGGUUUUAUGCGA